CGGGACGAUACGUAGCGCGACAGCGUGACGGUGGUGGAUGAAGUAGUGGAUGUGUUGAUGUGUUGAUGUAUCAAGUGUGUAGCAGUAAGGUAGCACGAGUGUUAUGAGUGACUCUGGUAUGCGUGCUGGUUGGGUUGUUGUGGUGUGUUGUGGUAUGAGAAGAAGUGAGGAUGGGGGGGGAGGGGGAGGGGAACUAUAUAGAUAUGCGGGAGGCAUCCAAGUUCCACUUGAGAACCAGAACCCACCCCCCAGUCGCGGACUAAAGAUUGGAAUGACGGCAUUGGUCACAGGAGGCACAGUGAUGGAGGGAGAAGUGCACGCAAAGCAGAGAAGAGUUCCUACAGUAGCGGCGGAUGGCUGCCUGGGGCGGAUGACUCGAGGCACUAACUUGGUGCCGCCUAGCGCCGUGCUAUUCCUUAGCUGCAGGCUGUGCUUCUCUCUCUUUCUCGCUCUUUGGAGGGCCUGCAGACAGUCUGAUUGGCCCAAUCCCUGCUUUCUGCUCCCUUCAGUCGGUCAACUGCUCUUGCUCGCUAUUCCCUUCGCAGUAGUCGGCGUCGAGGAGUCACCACCGAAGAAAGCCUCUUGUGGCUGACCCUCGUAUCUGCGCCUCAUUCCCCUCAUGAGCACAGCAUAAGCCACAUCCUGUGUUACUGUCCAGCUCCUGCUGCCUGUAAUCCCAGGCUGGUUCAUUCUUUGCUAUCCGCAAUCAACCUUGCAUAUAUCGCGAUUUCCAUCGAUCUCAUCGGUUGGUUCUUGAGCCUCGCUGCAGUUCUGGCGACAAGCAGUCCCAUUCGCUCCACAGCCGCUCGCCUCUGCUCG
Aspergillus versicolor CBS 583.65 is the source of this 819-nucleotide messenger RNA. RefSeq lists its product as uncharacterized. The transcript has a single exon. The coding region runs from base 104 to 592 and encodes 162 amino acids. The record is from RefSeq and is a predicted model, not a curated record. NCBI's taxonomy places the organism in Eukaryota, Fungi, Ascomycota, Eurotiomycetes, Eurotiales, Aspergillaceae.